AUGAGUCCAUUCCUGCCUUUCUAUUUUGUAUUGCUAUGGAUUUCAAACACAGAAUCUCAGACAUUUCUGACUCCUUAAAAUAACAUGGUUAAUUCUGGUGAGAGGGCAACAUUUACCUGUGACAUUGGAGCUAAGGAUGGUGACCAGGUGCUUCUUCUAAAGCAGAUACCAGGGAAUGUACCACAGCUGAUUAUAUCUCAUCACCAUUCAUUCACCUCUCCUAGAUAUGGCCCAGGGAUAUCUACUGACCGUUAUACUGCCACCAUUAACAGUGCAGCCACUGAGUAUCAGUUUAUCAUUAAGAAGGCAGAGACAGCAGACACUGCUCAUUAUUACUGUGUGAAAUGGUUUUGGAAGAGCACUGUGUUUGUCAUCAGUCAAAGUAGCAAACUGAUUGUCACAGUGGACAAAUUUCCUGAACCUGCCCUUCUGGUGUUUCCACCAUACACUGAAGAUAAUGAAAGUAAGGACAGCUCCACUUUGACUUGCCACAUCAGUAAACUGGCAGUAAGCCUGGUCAAUGUGAAUUGGCUUAAAGACGGCACAACACUUCAAGAUGGAGUCUCAACCAGUAACCCUGUCCGGGAGUCAGACAACACUUUUAGCAUGAGCAGCUACUUGACCCUGUCAUCAAAAGAUAUCAACAAAGACAGCUUGUAUUCAUGCAUGAUCCAGCAAGAAGGUUCUUCUGCCUUCGUAUCUAAAGGUGUUAAGUUAUCACAGUGUUAAUGCACUUUACAUUUCUCAAAAGUCCUUGUUAUAUUCUUCUUACUGUUUAAAAAGCCUGGAUUAACACUCGUUUAAACAAAAUUCUAAUUGUACAUGUAUUUUUAUCAUCAACAACUCUAUAAAAUUAAAAAUAUGUUCUGUUUAUUUCUUCUGUGUCCAUUAAGUGUUAAAAUCAGAUACUUUUGAAAUAGACACAUCGUGUGGCUGAAUGUCUGCAGCAUAACACACAUAUCUUCUGUUCAAUAGGACUUUUUAAACAACAAUAAAAAGCAUACUUUCACAAA
Molecule: messenger RNA, 1013 nt
Organism: Xenopus tropicalis (tropical clawed frog)
Lineage: Eukaryota; Metazoa; Chordata; Amphibia; Anura; Pipidae
Product: immunoglobulin lambda-1 light chain
Exons: 4
Source: RefSeq, a predicted model, not a curated record